AUGAGCUCCCCAGGACAAUCGCAGGUUCAGCUGCAACCGCCCAAAGGCCCCGGUGCUGUCGAAAAAGAUCCACAGGGCCUGGCAACUAGCGACGAUGGACCGGAUCCAGGCGAGCACCUUGAAGGCGCUCGAAUGUACAGCGUCACGGCGGCCCUGUUGACAGCCAUCUUCCUGGGCACUCUAGACGCGUCGAUCCUUGCGACCGCCAUUCCCCAGAUCACCGCGCGAUUUCACUCCACUCUCGAUAUAGGCUGGUAUGCCUCGAUCUAUAUGAUGGCCACAUGUGCCAUACUCCCCAUGGCGGGAAUGUUCUACUCCUAUUUCUCGGCCAAGUACACCUUCAUGGGCUUUCUAUUCGUAUUCGAACUCGGAUCCUUGCUUUCCGCCGCCGCCGUUUCCUCGAAAAUGUUGAUCGUUGGACGGGCCAUCGCCGGGCUGGGAAGCGCCGGCAUCUACAACGGAGGACUGACGAUUAUGGGAGAAAGGGAUGAAGCCAUCGACCCGGGCCUGGCAAAUUGGACUCGGGACCUCGGUGGCGACCAUGGGAUCGGUGUUUGGCCCUCUGAUCGGCGGUGCUUUGACAUCGCGGGUCUCGUGGCGUUGGUGUAG
Messenger RNA from Aspergillus steynii IBT 23096, 609 nucleotides. RefSeq names its product MFS general substrate transporter. Bases 1 to 609 code for a protein of 202 amino acids. Gene Ontology annotation, biological process: transmembrane transport. NCBI's taxonomy places the organism in Eukaryota, Fungi, Ascomycota, Eurotiomycetes, Eurotiales, Aspergillaceae. Gene Ontology annotation, molecular function: transmembrane transporter activity. The record is from RefSeq and is a predicted model, not a curated record. The transcript is spliced from 5 exons.